AAUCAUCAACGAUGGCAGAUACCGCUGUUGCGACUGAAACUCCAGCUCCGGCUACACCCGUCAAAAAACCAAAAACAUCCGCGAGUGGUGGUGCUUCCGCGGGCGCUAAGAAACCUAAAGCUAAACCGAGCCAUCCGAAGACGUCGGAAAUGGUGAACAGCGCUAUUGCCGAACUCAAGGAGCGCAGCGGCUCGUCUUUACAAGCAAUCAAGAAAUACAUAGCGGCCCAGUACAAGGUGGAUGCUGAAAAAUUAGCACCGUUCAUAAGAAAGUAUCUGAAGAACGCCGUCGAAUCCGGUACUCUAAUACAGACUAAAGGCAAGGGAGCUUCCGGAUCUUUUAAACUGGAAUCGAAGACCUCCGCUUCUAAGAAACCCGGUUCCGGAUCUGGUGGUGCGUCCGGUGGCAGUUCCGUAAGGGCAGCAAAGGGCAACGCUUCGUCCGCUUCCGCUUCGGCAGCGUCUAAAGGCGGCAGCAGCAACAAAAAGGGAGGGGCCGGCGCCGGUGGUGCCGCUUCGACUUCUUCGGGGGCGGCUGCCGGCAGGGCCGGAAAGAAAGCGGCUGCAGCGUCAGCUUCAUCGCCGUCGAAAGGUAAAUCUUCGAUUGCCGCAACCGCCGCAGUUUCGGUAAAGGAGAAAAGAGCCGCCGCCGCCGCGAAAAAGAAGCCCGCCGCCGCUGCUAGGAAGUCUGGAGCGAGCGCUAAAGCUGCGGCCGCCAAGAGCGCGCCGAAAGCUAAGAAAACAGCUAAACCACCAACAAAGAAACCGAAAGCGCCUAAACCGAAAAAGGCCACCGCCUCGACGCCUAAAACGAAACCUUCGGCCAAAAAAGCGUCCGCCGCUUCGAAGAAGUGAUUCAUUGGGUACAACAGCAGCAGCACACAAUGAUUUAAAAAUACAUACAAAUAUAUUAAAACGAACCAACCAUGUGUGUGUGUGCCAGUCACCUAAUCAUCAUCAUCUUAUAAUAAAUAAUGUAUGUUUGUGUCUAACUCGAUCGACGUUCGACGACGACGACGACGACGACGACGACGACGACGACGACGAUGAAGACGCGAAGAUUACACACGGCACGCAUCGAUAUACAACAGCCCUUUUCAGGGCUAACAAUUCAAUCAAUCAAUUACUAUAUAUUACACCUAAUAAAUAAAUAAAUAAAUAAAUAAAUAAAUAAAUAAAUAAAUAAAUAAAUAGAUAGAUAUAUAUAUAAUAUACUACGUAAAGGGUAAUUCUAUUCGAUUAUACAUAAUAGUACCUAUAUAUUUAUAUUUUUUCGUUAAUUUGUUUCAUUAUUCAUUAUUUUUAGUAUUGCUUUAACACACACACACACAAUUUCACACGUGCUUGCUUUCUAUUCAUACAAAUUAUUCGUUCUUCUUCAUACUUCAUACUAUUCUAUUUUCUAUUCGUUUCGUUUCAUACUGCUACUAUGAUGAUUAUUAUUAUUAAUAUUAUGCUUGUCUUCUUGUUUCUUUCUUAUUUGUUUGCUAUUACACCGAUUACCGGCCGCCGGACCCCGCCCGACUGCCCGACUCUACUCGACUCGACUCUACUCUCUUAAUGAUUCAUUCGUUCAAACCUUUCGAUGCCACGUAAACGUACAACCAUCAGCCGAACGAAGAAAAUUUAUAUAAAUACCCAAAAAAUGCGGCGCGAGCAAAUCAUUUAGAACUUUGCUUUCGCUCUGUACGGACGUUCGCGAGACACGCGUGCGUUCGAGUGCUUUCGUGUGUUAUAUCGUUAACUUUUUUAAACUUCAAACAUGUCCGGUCGCGGAAAAGGCGGAAAAGUUAAGGGCAAGGUCAAGUCCCGUUCGAACCGUGCCGGUCUUCAGUUUCCGGUCGGUCGUAUACACAGAUUGUUGCGCAACGGAAAUUACGCUGAACGCGUUGGUGCCGGUGCACCGGUUUACCUGGCCGCCGUCAUGGAAUACUUGGCCGCUGAAGUUUUGGAAUUGGCCGGUAACGCAGCAAGAGACAACAAGAAGACUAGAAUUAUUCCUAGACAUCUUCAACUCGCCAUAAGGAACGACGAGGAACUGAACAAACUCCUUUCCGGUGUGACAAUCGCCCAAGGCGGAGUUUUACCAAACAUUCAAGCGGUACUACUCCCGAAGAAGACCGAGAAGAAAGCUUAAAAAACGCUUCAAACUCGCUCGCAAGGACAACAACAACAACACAACAUGUCGUCGAUAAUAUUUAUAUAUAAUAAAUAAUAAUAAUCGACGAACACAUAUUUUGUUCGUUGUUGUUGUUAUUAUUAUUAUUAUUAUAUUGUAUUGUUGACAGAAAUCAAAGGCCCUUUUCAGGGCCGCAAUAUGAAUCAAUCAAUCAAUCAAUCAAUACUGAAUCGACCGAAUCUAAUCCAUAUAUUAAAUAAAUAAAUAAAUAAUUAAAUGAAAAUAAACAUAUUUCUCAAGUACAAAAAA
This is a messenger RNA of Bombyx mori (domestic silkworm), 2427 nucleotides long. Its product is annotated as histone H2A. Gene Ontology annotation, molecular function: structural constituent of chromatin; protein heterodimerization activity; DNA binding. Gene Ontology annotation, cellular component: chromatin; nucleosome. The coding region runs from base 1762 to 2136 and encodes 124 amino acids. NCBI's taxonomy places the organism in Eukaryota, Metazoa, Arthropoda, Insecta, Lepidoptera, Bombycidae. The transcript has a single exon. The record is from RefSeq and is a predicted model, not a curated record. Gene Ontology annotation, biological process: heterochromatin formation.